AUGUUUCACCGAUUCGCUGUCUCGGGUCUCACUGGCAUCUUUGGCCAGGUCUCCGGCAACGGUGAUACGACCGGCAAUGUUGCUAAGCUGAGCGACAGGCUGAUCACCUACUACUUCGCCAAAGUCCUCCGCAUCAUUGGCGUAACCUCCAACCGCACAAUACAACGAAUCAUCCUCUCACACAAUUGCUGGGCCCUCAUCAACUCUGUUCCUCUCUCGCUGAUCGCUCCCCGGUAUCCCCGGCGACACAUGUUUGUUCUCGGCGCCCUCGGUAUGGCAGCCUGCUUCACAGCAUGGACUAUCGCCUCCGCACGCUAUGCAAUCACAGGCUCGGAAGCAGCAGCAGCCACAAGCAUCGCUUUCAUAUUCUUGUACAAUCCAUUCCUGAAUGUCGGCCUCAACUCCCUCGCAUACACCUACAUCGUCGAGCUCUUCCCCUUCACGCAGCGCUCGCAAGGUCUCGCCUUCAAGCAGCUCGUCGGGCGUCUCGGAAACUUCUUCAACGCGUACGUCAAUCCUAUCGCAAUAGAUGCUAUCGGCUGGAAAUAUUACAUUCUGUACUGUGUUUGGCUGCUUGUCGAGGCGUGGAUUGUGUGGGUGUGCUUUCCGGAGACGCAUGGAAGGACGCUGGAGGAUUUGAGCUUUAUGUUAGAGGCAAAGGGGAGUGAGAUUGAUGGGGAUGAGGAGGACGGGAAUGGGGGAGAGGGAAGGUGGGAGAGGGGACAUCGUUGUGGGGAGAUCUUGAGAGUUUGUGUUUCUGCGAGUGCGGCGUCACCACUAAGGUGA
Messenger RNA from Didymosphaeria variabile, 786 nucleotides. RefSeq lists its product as uncharacterized. The record is from RefSeq and is a predicted model, not a curated record. The coding region runs from base 1 to 786 and encodes 261 amino acids. Gene Ontology annotation, biological process: transmembrane transport; carbohydrate transport. Gene Ontology annotation, cellular component: membrane. The transcript is spliced from 3 exons. Lineage: Eukaryota; Fungi; Ascomycota; Dothideomycetes; Pleosporales; Didymosphaeriaceae. Gene Ontology annotation, molecular function: carbohydrate:proton symporter activity.